UCGGACGGUCGCACGUGUUGAGUUUGUUUUUAUUUCGUGAAUUGCGACCAUCUUUUGUAUUAUUUUAAGCAUGGCAGACUUUGAAAUGGAAGCCAGCGAGUCCGAGUUCGAAUCGGACGACAAUUCAGAUGCUGAGUUACAAGCGGCUUUCGAGCGCGGCGACCUGAAACCGGGAUUAAAUGUGGAGUUUAGUGAGCAACGCGUUCGAAUUAAUGACAUUCAAAAACUUCUUGCCAAAACAGAGGCUAUUCGUAUGAAAUUGCCUUGGGUGGAGCGUCUGGAUAUGGUAAACAACCUGGCUCCUUUGGCACCUGAACUAGCCGUGCAGCUGGAGAAGCACGAACAAAAACGUGCAAACCAGUUCAAGGGAAAUGCUAAAAUACCUUUUAUACGUCCCGAGGAGGAUCCGGUUUUAAAUGAUUUCAAACGCGAAAUGCUGUUCCAUCGACAGGCACAGAGCGCUGUCCUGGAGGCUAUUCCGCAACUCCAUGAAUUGAAUGUAGCCACUCGUCGGCCGGACGAUUAUUUUGCCGAAAUGGCCAAAUCCGAUGAGCACAUGCAGAAGGUGCGCGCUAAUCUAAUGGCCAAGCAACAGGGACAAGCCAAGUCUGAACGCAUUAAGCAGAUUCGCGAACAACGCAAGAUGGGUAAGAUGCUGGCUAAACAAACGAAGGUUCAGCGCGAGGCCGAAAAGAAGGAAAUGCUUGACAAACUGAAGAAGUUCCGAAAGGGAAAACUCAAGAACUUGGACUUCCUUGAAGAUGCUAAGGCACUUGAAGCCAAGCAGAAGCAAUCCGCGGAUAACCGGAAACAGCGCGACAAAAAAUUCGGCUUUGGUGGCAAAAAGAAGGGCAUGAAGCGAAAUACCAAGGCCUCAGCUGCCGGGUUAGAAUCCGAGAAAAAAACGCGUCGUCAACGUGGCGUCAAAGCAGGCGCCUCAGUCAACAAACGUCUAGGAAAAUCACGUAGAAUCAAAGCCAAGACUAAAAAAUAACUCAUAUUUAAAAAACGGAACUAGUUUUAAAUGAAGUUUACAAUCCAUGUGUAAAUUUAUUCUUUAACUAUAAAUAUGUACAUUAAAAUUAACGCAGGUCUACUACUCGCUA
This is a messenger RNA of Scaptodrosophila lebanonensis, 1106 nucleotides long. RefSeq names its product probable rRNA-processing protein EBP2 homolog. The transcript has 3 exons. Bases 71 to 994 code for a protein of 307 amino acids. Gene Ontology annotation, biological process: rRNA processing; ribosomal large subunit biogenesis. NCBI's taxonomy places the organism in Eukaryota, Metazoa, Arthropoda, Insecta, Diptera, Drosophilidae. The record is from RefSeq and is a predicted model, not a curated record. Gene Ontology annotation, cellular component: nucleolus; preribosome, large subunit precursor; nuclear periphery.